AUGGCCAUCCUCCGCUACGUCGCCGCCACGCUGUUACUGUGGACAGCGGUGAUUCUGCAUGCCGGUGGCCAGCAGACUGAGAGUCCCUCGGUGAGCGUCGAGACGGGCGCCACGACUUUGGGCGCCUCCACGGUCGGCCCGACGCCGGUUGUGCCGUCAGGGGGCCGGCGGCCAUCUUGGGUGACGAGCACAGACCCAGGCUGCCGCAAGCGCGUCGUCUGCGAGGCGGCCAGGACCCUGACCUACGUUUUCCCGCUCACGCAGUACUGGCAGAGCGUCGUCCGCGAUAGACCGGCGACCAGAGACGACUACUUCGGUGCCUGGUCCAGGGGUCUGCUGGACGAGGACUGCUCGAACAGCUACCCGGACUGCUCGGACAGUCCGGCGGGAGUUGUCUUGCCGGCGGUCAACCAGGUUGUCGGCCCUAAGGGCUUCGUCGGUUCCUUCUUGGAUCGCCUCGCCAGGCCGAGCGCUGCCAAUGUGCCCAGGGACCCGGGCUAUGCCAGACCUUCCAUCGUCAUGCAGCGGAUACGGCAGUCCGAGUACAACUUUAGCAGACGACACAACCAUAUGUCUUCUGCUCACGCUUACACUUGA
Messenger RNA from Ixodes scapularis (black-legged tick), 597 nucleotides. RefSeq lists its product as uncharacterized. The record is from RefSeq and is a predicted model, not a curated record. Bases 1 to 597 code for a protein of 198 amino acids. The transcript has 3 exons. Lineage: Eukaryota; Metazoa; Arthropoda; Arachnida; Ixodida; Ixodidae.